Botrytis cinerea B05.10 is the source of this 2600-nucleotide messenger RNA. It is a transcript of the gene Bctgl1, whose product is annotated as Bctgl1. The record is from RefSeq and is a predicted model, not a curated record. The transcript is spliced from 4 exons. The coding region runs from base 22 to 2235 and encodes 737 amino acids. NCBI's taxonomy places the organism in Eukaryota, Fungi, Ascomycota, Leotiomycetes, Helotiales, Sclerotiniaceae.
GGAUAGAAGAUAGUCAACACAAUGUAUCUUCCAUUUCUCGGACGGCUCUGCCCGAGCGAAUAUUUGGCACUGAUAAGCUCGUUCUUUCUUGUUGGGUUAGAAGCAAUAAUUAGAAUAUUGACAUUGGCACUUCCUUCGACGAUUAUAACGCUAUGUUAUCGAGGUUCGAGGCGCCUUUUCAAUCGAUUCACAUCUCCAGCAGCUAAGAAAUCAGAGACACGAAAGCAAGGUUGGAGCAGUCUUUCAGUAGAAUCUGAACGAAAAGGACUGACAAACUCAGAUAUAUCCACCUCGAUUCGAAAUGCUUCAGAUUUUGUAGAUCUCUGCGAGUUAGCUGGUUAUUAUGCCGAAGAGCAUGUCGUACAAACCAAAGAUGGCUAUCUGCUAUGCGCUCAUCGACUUGGUUGGAAGAAAGGAGAAGAAAAUAUGAAAGUCAACAGUGGACCCGGUAGCAUCAAAAAACCUGUUGUAUACCUACACCAUGGCUUGCUCAUGAAUAGCGAAGUAUGGGUUUGUUUGACUGAUAAGGAGAGAUGCUUAGCCUUUACCCUGGUGGAAAGAGGUUACGAUGUUUGGCUUGGAAACAAUCGUGGAAACAAAUACUCCAAGAAGUCCAUCCACCAUUCACCUACAGACACAGCUUUCUGGGACUUUUCUAUGGAUGAAUUUGCCUUUUAUGAUAUCCCUGACACCAUCCAAUACAUUCUUGACACAACCUCUGCGCCAUCAUUAUCGUAUGUUGGAUUCUCUCAAGGAACUGCCCAGGCUUUUGCAACUUUGGCUGUCCACCCGAAGCUCAAUGACCAGAUCAAUGUAUUCAUUGCCCUUGCGCCCGCUAUGUCUCCAGCUGGACUUUCAAAUGGUAUAGUGGAUGCACUUGUCAAAGCAUCACCUCAGGUUCUAUUUCUUCUUUUCGGUCGUCGCUCUAUUCUAUCAUCGGCUACUAUGUGGCAAUCCAUACUUUACCCUCCGAUUUUCGUGCGUCUCAUUGAUAUGGGGUUAAAAUUUCUUUUCGGCUGGCACGCCAAGAAUAUGUCCACAUCACAAAAGCUCGCAGCGUACCCUCAUCUGUAUUCUUUCACUAGUACCAAAGCAGUUGUUCACUGGUUUCAAAUCAUCCGCACGAAGUCAUUCCAAAUGUACGAUGACGAGCCCCAACCUGUUUUGGGUGGCGUAAACAAAUACACCAAAGUCGCCAAAUUUCCAACCCGCAACAUCAAAACACCAAUUGUAUUGCUGUAUGGUGGCAGCGACUCACUGGUCGACAUCAAUGUAAUGCGAAAAGAACUUCCGCCUCUCACAACUCACAUUGAAAUCUCCCACUAUGAGCAUCUCGAUUUCUUAUGGGCUCGAGAAGUCAACACUCUAGUCUUCCCGCAUGUUUUCGACGCUUUAGAAUCCUUCUACAAUGCAGAGCAUUCGAAAGAGGAGUAUGAACAUUAUAACCGCGCCCGUACCAACUCAAUUCGCAUUGGUGCCAUGAACCCCAGACCAUUGACUUAUCUUAGUGAAGAAGAGAGUGGAAGUCGUCAAUCCUUAGGAAGUGGAACAUAUGUCGAUGUAGAUCAAACUACCAUGUUACAACCUGGCGACGAAUCAUCGGCCGAUCUCGAUACACCUGAAAGCACAUAUAACCAUAAUAGUGCACGGAAACGCGCUAAGCUCCAUUCUAGGAACUCAUAUAUAGACGAUGACGCCUCAACCGAAACCUCGCCUGUUGGCGCUAAUACAUCUAAUACUCCCUUUCCCCAAUUCGACAGUUCGCAUCGUGCCCUUAAACCCAAACCUCAGCCACAUCCUGAAGGCGGAGAGGGAAUACCUUCAACACCCCCAUCCCAUUCACACUCUUCUCAACCAAACUCCCGCAUCCCUAUCACAACCCCCUCCCCACAAAUGCAUUCCCAAUCCACUCCCGCUCGCUUUAGGAAAUCUCUACGCAGUGUUUCUAUCGGCAGCAAUAUUUCUUUCGACACAAAAGGAAACAAAAGUAGACCAGGAAGCAUAGGUGGAAAUGGUAUUAGUCUAGGCGUAGGACGUGCUGUAGGGGGCGUUGUAUCAGGGUUAGGAGAAGGGAGUAGGAGUAAAGAAGAUGUGUAUAUUAGUGAUGGAGCGAGGAGUAGGGGAGACAGUAACGCAAGCGCGAAUGAUACGGGGAAAGACAGUGGGGGGAGCAUGAGGGGGUUUGGGGGAGUAUUGAGAAGAAAGUCGGAGAAGAAGGGGAGUGAAGGUGUUUAGCAUUGAUUAAUGAGAGAAGAGAUUGGAUAAUGGAUGUAUGAGUGUUGGAAAUUGGUAAUUAAGGGAAAGUACGAUUUGAAGACUAAUUCAUUCAUCAGCAUGACGGAUUGAACGAUGGAGAAUCCUGAUGCAUCUGUAUAUAGAAAGAAGAAGCAAGAAGAGACGAUAUGAGAUUAGAAUGAUCGCACUCUCUUAUAGGAACAGGCGUUUGUAUUGGGUUGGAAUCUGUUGUAAAUGGAGGAAGAGGCUUCUUGAUUUUUGUUUCUGAAGCAAGCGAGGUACAUAUGGCAUAUCUACUCGAGCACAUACAUAUACACAUAUGACAUGCAUAAUAUAUAUAAUCUUACUCACCAACGAGAAAAACA